Molecule: messenger RNA, 2713 nt
Organism: Cotesia glomerata
Lineage: Eukaryota; Metazoa; Arthropoda; Insecta; Hymenoptera; Braconidae
Gene: app
Product: palmitoyltransferase app
Exons: 9
Coding region: 605-2437 (610 amino acids)
Biological process (GO): peptidyl-L-cysteine S-palmitoylation; protein targeting to membrane
Cellular component (GO): Golgi apparatus; endoplasmic reticulum
Molecular function (GO): protein-cysteine S-palmitoyltransferase activity
Source: RefSeq, a predicted model, not a curated record
AUUAUUGUCUGCCGAUAACUUAUCAUAUCGAUGUAGCAGCUAUCGAUUUACUCGACAUUACGUAUAUUUUCUAUAUUUUGGUUUAACAUUUUUACCCCACUCUAUCAUCUACUAUCUAGCACACUAAACCAUGACACUCGCUCACACAUGUUGAAUUCCAAGAUCAUCAGUCGUAAAUAUACGCCAGGUAUUGUGAUAAAUACUAAAUGGUAUUAUUAAAGAGACAGAAAGAGAUUAGUUAAUUUUUUUUAUCACAUCAAGUUGCGAGAUAAACAGCAUUCGAUUGAUUAAACUGAUAGUGUGGUAAUGUUAAAAGUUUGAGUAUAUAUCGAACAAUUAAAUAUUUUGAACAAAUCAUUAUUUCUGUCAACAACAAUAGUCACAAGGUAUGAAAAGGAAUUUGUCGUAAGUUUAAUUUCUCAUGGAUUUUGCUAACUUGGUACGUGCCAAAAAGAAAAAUAUUAUUUCAAAGUGAGUGCUCUUGAUGAAAUCAACAGCCUCCUGUAAGGCGAAGAAGAUGAUGUACACAAUAUUCCUCUUAAGGCUCGUGGUUAGAUAAAAUAAUUUUUUGAUGUACAAAAGAAAAAACAACAUAUAAAUCACGAUGCCGCAUGUCACAAGAAAAUGGGAAUUAUUCCCAGGACGUAAUAGAUUCUGCUGUGAUGGUAGAGUCAUGAUGGCACCACAGACAGGAGUAUUUUACAUAACUCUAUGCCUGAUUGCUGGAACAAGCGCUUUAUUUUUUAUUUAUGAUUGUCCAUACUUGGCGCUCCACAUAACUCCAGCGAUACCAGUGAUAGGUGGAUUACUUUUUAUGUUCGUAAUGUCAGCAUUAUUGCGGACAAGUUUUAGUGACCCUGGUGUGAUACCCCGGGCGACACCUGAUGAGGCUGCAUAUAUUGAAAAACAAAUAGAAGUUCCCAACAAUGGUAACUCUCCGACGUAUCGACCGCCUCCACGGACGAAGGAAAUCCUCGUGAAGGGACAGCCAGUUAAACUAAAAUAUUGUUUUACUUGUAAAAUAUUUAGACCUCCGAGAGCGUCUCAUUGUAGUCUAUGUGACAACUGUGUUGAGGGAUUCGAUCAUCAUUGUCCGUGGGUUGGAAAUUGUGUGGGUAGAAGGAAUUAUAGAUAUUUUUACGCAUUUAUCGUAUCCUUAGCCUUCCUGUGUGUUUUCAUCUUUGCUUGUGCAAUAACACAUCUUAUCAUGCUGACCCGAGAUGAUAGACCAUUUUUAGAUGCAAUUAAAAAUUCACCAGGAAGCGUUGUGGUUGGUGUUGUUUGUUUUUUUUCCAUUUGGAGUAUUUUAGGUCUUGCCGGGUUUCAUACUUAUCUUACAAGUAGUAACCAAACAACAAAUGAAGACAUAAAAGGUUCGUUUUCGAGUAAACGAGAACAAGAAAGCUUUAAUCCAUAUAGUCAUGGAAAUAUUUGUGGUAAUUGUUUUUACGUACUCUGUGGACCAGCUCCACCAAGUCUUAUCGAUAGAAGAGGAAUAGUAACUCCUGGAUAUAGAGCUGAACGUGAGAGAACUUGUGAAGAUUAUGUGAUCGCCAAUAAUAAAGCUUAUGGCACAGUUAAAGUUAUGCAGCCACAAGCAAACGGACACAGUAUUCCUUCUCAUGUAGAUAAUGAUAUAACUGGUUCAAUGAAUAAUCUUGUCGCUGGUCAACGUUCACCGCGGAUUGAAUCAUUAAACGGUGAGUUAACACUUAUGAGCCAGUUACCACGUUGCCCUGUUGAAUUACCCAAGUAUCGUCAGUACUCAAACGAAGUAUACAUUCCAAAAUAUUCAACGCCGCGACGUUGUGCUCAAGAUCGCGUGCAACCUGGUGAUGCUUAUGCUGCCGAAAUAGAACGUCUGAAUGCCGAAGUUCAAAAAUUUAAUUAUAAAUGUGAGGAAACUUUGCAAAGAUAUCCACAGAGAUGUCGUGAAGAGUACCAACGCUGUUCUGAAAAUAAUUUAAUACACAACCAACAACAGUAUACUGUUGAUCAAAAAUACGCGAUUGAUCUUCAAAAAUAUCCUCGUGGAUACUCGGAAGACUAUUUAAGAUAUGGCGAUAUUGAUAAUGAUAAUGAUGAUGGUUAUAGAAAGUCGAUAGACUUACAAAAAUUUCCUCAACGUUAUUCUGAAGAUCCAUCACGUUCUUAUCACUCGCCGCAGACUCUUAAAUACAAUAAUCUUAGAUGUAAUCAACAUGGCUUUAAGUAUCCAAUUACUAAGAAUAUUUUACCUAAUAGAAUAUUAGGCUCUGGUAAUAUUCCUAUGAUUGGUCAAAGUGCAAUCGGUCUAGUAGUUAAUAGAUUUGGUUCAGCGCCUUUAAAUUAUGAUAUGGCCUUUAUGGAUAAUAAUUCUAUUUGUCCAGGGGAAAGUGCUGAGGAUAAUUUAAUGAAUCGUCGUUUUAUUGUCAGCCCCAUCAAUGAUAAUGAUUGACAAUGAUUACUUAUAGCUCCUCAGCAUAAUCGUCCCUACGCUCCGCGAUUCUUAUCGAGAAAUCGCAUUUUUCAUGACACUAAUGAUAUUAGAUAAGUAAAUAAGCUUAAAAACAAAAAAUAAAAUACAUUUAUACGUAUGCAUGAUACGUAUCAGUGUUUCAACAGAUUGGAACACUUAAUAUCUUCCAAGAGGUUAAGAAAUUUAUGUAUUUAAACUAAAUAUUUUAUCAGUAAUAUCUAGAUAGAUGAAUAUACAUUCAAAUUUUAAAAACUA